AUGAGAUCUUUAAUUCUUUUGUGUGCCGUUCUUAUAAGUGCACAUUGCUUCCCAGCGUCGAACGAAUCUUGGUCUUUAUUCAAACGUGCUUUUGAAAGAAGAUAUUCGUCCAACGAAGAAGAGUUGCAUCGGUUUGUUGAAUUUGUAAUUUUUCUCAAAAAAUUCUAUUGUAUAAAUAGUCGACAGAUAUGGGAAAGAAAUGUUGCUUUGAUUCAACAACACAAUCUGGAAGCCGAUCUUGGUCUUCAUAGUUAUACACUCCAAAUGAAUCGAUUUGGUGAUAUGACAAAUGAGGAAUUUCGAAAACAAAUGAAUGGAUUUAAAAAGAGUGCAAAGGACGAAGUCAAUCAAGACAAUUAUCAAACAUUUACGGCACCAGCAGAUUUCGUUCUUCCAGAUAGCAUUGAUUGGCGUACCAAAGGCUAUGUAACAUAUGUAAAAGACCAAGGUCAAUGUGGUUCAUGUUGGGCUUUUUCAACAACUGGUGCACUUGAAGGACAACAUUUUGCAAAAACAUCAAAACUCGUUCCGCUCUCCGAACAAAACUUAGUCGAUUGCUCAUGGCUCAACUUUGGAUGCAAUGGUGGUAACCAAGAUCUCGCCUAUGACUACAUUAAAAUGCAUCAUGGAAUUGAUACUGAACAGACUUAUCCAUAUAUGGCUCAACGAGAAAUGUGUCAAUUUCACAAAAAAGAUGUCGGUGCUACAAUUACAGGUUAUACUCGUAUACAAAAGCACAAUGAAACGGAUCUUACAGCUGCCAUUGCUGCAGUUGGUCCAAUCGCAGUUUCCAUUGAUGCUUCACAAGGUUCAUUUCAAUUUUAUUCGAGAGGCGUCUACGAUGAACCAAAUUGCUCAACAAAGAGACUGGACCAUGCCGUUUUAGCUGUUGGAUACGGAUCGUUGAAUUCAACAGAUUACUAUAUUGUUAAAAAUUCAUGGGGUACUAGUUGGGGAAUGCAAGGUUAUAUUCUAAUGAGUCGAAACAAACAAAAUCAAUGUGGAAUUGCUACAUCAGCUCUUUAUCCACUUGUCUAA
Molecule: messenger RNA, 1038 nt
Organism: Adineta ricciae
Lineage: Eukaryota; Metazoa; Rotifera; Eurotatoria; Adinetida; Adinetidae
Source: the annotation of a GenBank genome assembly